UCGACAGACGGUUAAUCAGCUGAUUGCGAGCGAUCAAAUGAACCAAAAUAACACAGUUUCAUCUGUCAAAAGUCGUUUAACCCCGAACGACAGCUGAGGAUCUUCUGGUGGGACACUGUUGACAUGCUUCAUUUGGACCGAAAUCAUGGACAAGAUUUUGGAGGGCCUCGUGAGCUCCGAUCACUCCGUUCCAGUGAAGAAAGCCAUCGUGAAGAAGGUCGUGGAAGCAGCGGAGAAAGAGGUGACCGAGGAGCAGUGUCAGGCUCUGUUCACCCUCACCACGCGCCUCAUCCUGCUCGGUGAAGAUGCCUUCCAGAAGCAGAUCGGCUUCCAGGUCCUCGAAGCCUACGCCCGCUACCACCGCCCGGAGUUUGAGCGCUUCUUCAACAAAGACUUCGUGGUGGGCCUGCUGCAGCAGGGCUACGGGCAGCUGGACCGCAAGGACCCGGCCAUAAUAGACUACGUUCACUGUUGCCUGCGGCUGCUCAUCAGCUGCCCCUCGGUGCUGGAGAUCUUCGGCGGGGUCCAGGUGGAGGUUUUAAGGAUGGUGUGCGAGCGCCCCGAGCCGGCUCUCUGUGCCCGCCUGAGCACACUGCUGUCGGAUUUUGUGCAGUGCAUCCCGAGGGACAAGCCGGGCGUUUUGUUCUGCCAGCAGCUGGUGAGGACCAUCAGUUACUUCCACUGCUUCGCCAGCGAGGAGCGGGAGCUGAGGGAGUAUGUGGGCCAGGUGACGAAGGUUAGCACGCUGCUGCAGAACAUCUGGAAGGCCGACCCAGCCACACUGCUGCCCUCGCUGCAGGAAGUCUUCGCCAUCAUAUCUUCUACAGACCCUUCCUUUGAUCCAUCCAUCGCACUGGCCAGCCUGGUCCAGCACAUCCCCGUCCAGAUGAUCACAGUCCUCAUCAAGAGUCUCACCACAGACCAGAACGUCAGAGACGCAAGCAUGACUAAAGCCCUCUGCAGGAUGAUUGACUGGUUAUCUUGGCCCUUGGCUCAACACAUCGACACCUGGGUCAUCGCUCUCCUCAAAGGACUGGCUGCAGUUCAGAAGUUCACUAUCCUCAUAGAUGUCACUCUGCUUAAAAUCGAGCUGGUCUUCAGUCGUCUGUGGUACCCCAUCGUGCGGCAGGGGGCGCUGGCCGUGCUCUCCCAUAUGCUGCUGAGCUUCCAGCACUCCCCCGAGGCCUUCCAUUUGGUUGUUCCACAUGUAGUGCACCUCGUCCAGUCCUUACGGACAGAUGGUCUCCCCACCAGUAAAGCUUUCUUGCUGCAGUUCACUGAGCUCAUACACUGCAUGAUGUACCAGUACUCUGGCUUCCCUGACCUCUAUGAUCACAUAAUAGAAGCCAUCAAGGAUCUCCCAAAACCAGCAGAGGAGAAGAUCAAGCUGGUGCUGAAUCAAAGUGCCUGGACGUCUCAGUCCAACUCCUUCGCCUCCGGUCUAGUGAGGCAAGCUGGGAAAUCUGAGACAGGAAAGACGGGCCUGGUGAACCUGGGCAACACCUGCUACAUGAACAGCAUCAUCCAGACCCUGUUCAUGGCCACAGAUUUCAGGAGGCACGUUUUAUCGUUGCAUCUGAACGGUUCCAACACACUAAUGAAAAAGCUUCAGCUCCUGUUCGCUUUCCUUGCACACACUCAGAGGGCGGCAUACGCUCCUAGAAACUUCCUGGAAGCAUCCCGGCCUCCCUGGUUCAAUGUGGGCUCUCAGCAGGACUGCUCAGAGUACCUCAGAUUUCUUCUAGACAGGUUACACGAGGAGGAGAAAACCAUUCAGGUCCUGGAAUCAGCCAAGCCAAACGUCCCCUCCCUUGCCGACGCGAGCAGCAAAGACGCAACGUGUCCACCUUCUGCAGAAGAACAAGAAGAAUGUCAUUCGACUCCAGCAGAAACCAAACCGGAAAAUGAUGGAAGGACUUUAAUAGAAAGGAUGUUUGGUGGGAAGCUGAUCACUGGCAUCCGCUGCACGCAGUGCAACUGUAUCUCUGAGAAAGAAGAGCCUUUUACAGACCUCUCUUUGGCCUUUUGUCCAGCUGCCACCUCUCAGAGCAGUCCUCCAGUCCAGGGGCCUUCAGAGGAGCCCAGGGUUCUCUGUCAGGGAUCUGUCAACGGUGGCAGCGAAGCUCCUGAGCCUGGCUCGGCCAAAGCUCCGGCCAGCAGUGUCCAAUUUGUGCCAGCGGCAACUGAGCCUCCCAUGUCCGUGCCUGACCUGGUAAACUAUUUUCUGGCUCCGGAGAUCCUUGACGAAGACAACGCCUAUUUCUGCGAGAAGUGCAGCUCCCUCCAGCGGGCAGAGAGGACCAUGAAGGUGGUGUCCGCACCGGAGUACUUGAUCCUCACCCUGCUGCGGUUCUCGUACGACGCCAAAUGCCACAUCCGCAGAAAGAUCCUGGAAAAUGUCACCAUCCCGCCGCUCAUGAGACUCCCUGUGCACGCCCGUUCAGUGCCUACACAGUGCUCGUCUUCUGCCUCUUCUCCCCUGCAAGUGGACUCUCCCGAGAGCAGCGAGAAUCUGGCCAAGAAGCUCAAGCCUUCGCAGCUGGACGAGGAGGAAGAGGAGAAGGCGAGGAUCGACGGAGAAGAGGAGAUGCUGAUCCAGUCGGUGCCCUACGUCCUCAGCUCCGUGGUGAUGCAUUCUGGCAUGUCGUCCGAGAGCGGCCACUACUACUCUUACGGUCGGAACAUCAACGGAACAGACGGAGCGCAGCAUCCGGCCAAUCACUUUGCCAUCAAAGAGGAUUUGGGGAACGGCCAGGCCGAGAGUAACCUCUGCACAUCCUCGGCGCUCGCGGUUCCACCCGAGCAGGGCCACGCGCUGUCCAACAGCGCCUCGGAGGGAAAAGACUGGCUCCUGUUCAACGAUAGCAGGGUGACAUUCACAUCUUUCCAGUCGGUGCAAAACAUCACCAACCGCUUCCCCAAGGACACGGCCUACGUCCUCAUGUACAGGAAACAGGAUCUUACAGCGCAGAACCUGAACGGAGAACUGACGGCAAAUGGUAUGAGGCUGAAUUCUGAACCGCCCCUGCAAAAAGAACUACUGGAUGCUAUUAUCAAGGACAACAAACUGUAUUUACAGGAGCAGGAGCUCACCGCUCGGACCCAGGCUCUUCAGGCCCCUUCAUCCUCCUGCUCAUUCAGGCCCAACGGUUCAGAUGACAAUAACCCACCGGGGAGCUGUGGCCCAUCUGGUGGAGGCGGAGGAGGGGGCGGGGGCUUCAAUACCAUCAGCAGACUCGUCUUCUGAAAGGAACACGCCGGUGACUCAGGAGCCCGAACUGUCGUACCGUGUACAGCAUAUAACCUCAUCAGAAGAGCACUGAAAGGAUCACACACACAGAGCAUCCGCAGAUUGCUCCCAUCUGAGAAAAAGAUUUUUUUUUAAAAGUGUUAUUUAAGUAAUUAUUAAUUAAAAUAGUUUUUUUCCACUCUUAUAGUCAUUAUCUUAAUAAUUUGUUCUUCCACAAAAACCUGCAAAUUAUAAAACUUGAAGUUGACAGUAUGCUUAUGUUCAGAUAUAUUCUCUUCCUCACACGAACGAAAUGUGGAAAAAUAUCGUUUGAUAUUGACAUAGAUGAGUAUGUGAAUACGGUUUAGUUACCUCUUACACAAGAAAACACUUAAAUGCGCAACUUCGUGCCCGCGACGCAGGAGAAAGCAUUUAUCUGUCACACUGUCUGGAUUUGUCACACUUGUGACGGACAGCUCGCAGACUUUGUUUACCUUUCUGAUUUGCAUGCGGCUUCUCUUCCUGAGCUGUGGGGAUGAGGAUUUUUUUUUCUGAUAUCGGACUCUUUCUGACGCGUGCUACGUUGGUUUAUAGUUUUCAUAUCACAUGCAAUAAAUGUACAUACGACUUAACGUUUCCGACUAAUCGCGUAACACGAACAUAUGUGGAAAUCAAAAGUAUAUAUAUGAGGGGGAAUUUUCAAGAUAAAGGUAUUUUCAGUAUGUAGACUGUUUAAAGCUGGCUGGUGUCGUCUGCUGAGAACUAAAUUACAAACUACUUGUCUUGGCAGAUUUCACCUGCGGGCAGCUGACAGCAUUUUAUGAUGUAUUCCUCUGAUUUGAUCAUUCAGGGAGACUUGUGUGUUCUUUGCUGAUUUUAUGUGCCUUUUGAUAUUUGAUGCAGAUUUUUGAAGAGGGGCUUGUUUCGACUUAAAGCUAUAUUAUGUUAAUAUUCACAAUGGCUUCAACUUUACCCAAAAAUUAAAAAAAAAAAGAAAAGUGUUUGUUGCGUUGUCAGCCCGGAAGGAUGUUUUAAGUUAUUCACAGUGGUCUGUUGGCAAGUGGGUGGGCAGAUGUCAGGGGAUAAGAGUAUAAAUGUAGUAGUAAAACAUAAAAAGAAAAAUAAGACAUGGAUAAUAAAGACUAUAAAUAAAGUCGUCAAUGGUUUCCGAAAACCUUUGAUUAAUUUCUUUGCAAAGGAGCCAAACACCAAAGAGUGUAUUGCUAUGCUGUUGUGUACUGUACCUUAAUGUCUGUGACUUGUUCCAGAGUUUCAUUAUUUCAACAUUACUGCAAAGAAUAUGUGGAACCAUCUCUAAUAUCACAUCUUGUUGUUGAAUUUUGAAAAGAUCUCCUACUGUACAUAAUCUCUUUUUUUCUUGCGGUAUGUACAGAUCUUCCCAUGACCGGUGCCAUUUUUUUUUUUUU
Molecule: messenger RNA, 4656 nt
Organism: Mugil cephalus (flathead mullet)
Lineage: Eukaryota; Metazoa; Chordata; Actinopteri; Mugiliformes; Mugilidae
Gene: usp38
Product: ubiquitin specific peptidase 38
Exons: 11
Coding region: 146-3247 (1033 amino acids)
Biological process (GO): protein deubiquitination; ubiquitin-dependent protein catabolic process
Cellular component (GO): cytosol; nucleus
Molecular function (GO): cysteine-type deubiquitinase activity; cysteine-type endopeptidase activity
Source: RefSeq, a predicted model, not a curated record